Molecule: messenger RNA, 3249 nt
Organism: Phoenix dactylifera (date palm)
Lineage: Eukaryota; Viridiplantae; Streptophyta; Magnoliopsida; Arecales; Arecaceae
Source: RefSeq, a predicted model, not a curated record
ACCUGAUUUUCCCCUCCUAUCUUUUUUUCCCCACCUCCUUCUCCGUCUGCCCUAGCUUUCGCUCUCCCCUCCCUUUCCGGUGCUGCCAUUGUCUCCUCCAAAACCACUCCGGCGCUGAGCUGCCUUUUCCCUUCGGAACUCGUCGCUCAUCCACAGCCCUAGCUGAGGUAAUCUCUUCUUCUUCUUCUCAGGAGUGAAGUAACUUUUCCAUCUCCUCUGCGAUCUUUGGAGCUUUGUUGGCUGUUGGAAAGAGAGAAGGGAAAUCGGAGAACAGAGAUCAGAACUGUGGGAGAUGCUUGAGAGAUGUUAAUUGAAGCUAUCAGAUCUUUCAGUCAAUUGCCUUCUCUUUUUGUUCAGCAAAGAAAUAGCUGAUUUGUAACAUUCAAAACAUUAUGAGUAUUGCUCCGAAGAAGUUACAUGAGGAGGGAGGCCAUUCUACUCCUUUAAAACGGCCACUUGAAGAGACCGGCAUAUAUUUGAGUGCUGGAAGGCUAAUUCAACCAGUUGGUAAUGAUUUUUGCCUACCCAUUGAAUACGGGCAGGAUGGACGAUUUGCAAAAGUCCCACGUGUUGAACCCCGUGAUAUUGAUAAGAGAUCAUCUCAGCUGCAUUGGAUGGCUUCAGCUUCUAACAGCUCCUUAGACCAUCCAGUUACAUCCGACAACAAGUUAGAAUUCAAAAAUUCAAAGGAUGCUAGAGAAGUUAAGACUGAAAACCGGGAAACAAAGCCACAGGUUAGGGACUUGUACGCCGAUACUAGGAUGGAUCCUCAAGAUAGAAAGGCUGAGAAUCAUUCAACGAUGGAUACUAGGGGGGAUGAAAAGGAACUUAAAUCUGAUAGGGGGUUUCAUGUUGAGUAUAAGGGUGACACCAAAUUUAAUAAAGACAAUUAUGUUUCAAUAAGUUCUCACCUAAAUUGGAAAGAUAGUAAAGAGCACCAAAGGGGUAAAAGAUAUUUUGAGUCCCGUAAUGAUGGUUUGGACUCAUGGCAUGCUGCAAGGCCUGGAUUACAAAGCACAGAUGAAGCUGCAAAAGAUAUUACAGCAGGUGAAGAGUGGGAUUCCAUGGAAACGCAUGAGGCUGUUGGAGAAAACAAGGUUGAUCUGAAAGGUGAAGAAAAAUUCAGAGAUAAGGAUAGGAAAAGGAAGGAUGACAAGCAUAGAGAUUAUGGAGAAAGGGAGAAGGAUAGAAAUGAUCGUCGAAACUGUUUGCAACAAGGUGCUGCUAGUACUGAAUGCAAAGAAGUGCUGAGAGAAGAGAGAGAUGUGGAGAAGCGGGAGAGGGAGAGAAAGGGCACUCAAAAAGACAUGGAAUGGAAUGACAGGGAGAAGGAUAUUAUGAAGAGAGAAUCAUCAAAUGCAAAUGAAAAGGAGGGUUUACACUAUGAGAAGGAGUUUGUGGAUGGAUCUAUCAAAGUUUCUGAGCAGGAAAAUACAACAAUUGAAUCUAAGAGGGUUAAAGUUGACAGUUGGAAAUCUUAUGAUAGGGAUUUUAAAGAAAGGAAAAGGGAAAGGGAUGCAGGUGCAGGUGACGGACAUGGACGUGACAGGUGUUAUGACAAGGAAUCAGAUGAUGGUUGUGCAGAAGGAGAGGGAGCUACAGAAAAGGAUAAGGACGUUUUUGGUGGUGUUCAGCAACGUAGGAAGAUGUUGCGGUCAAUGGGGACUCCUCAAGCACCUCGGUUUCGGUCUAGAGCAUGGGACGAGGGAUCUCAAGGCAAAACUGAAGUAUCUGCAAUUGUUUAUAAAGCUGGUGAAUGUAUGCAAGAACUUCUACAAUCUUGGAAAGAAUUUCAAGCAUCUCAACAUACUAAAAGUGAUGAAAGCUUGCAAAAUGGUCCGACUCUGGAAAUUCGAAUACCUGCGGAAUAUGUUACUUCCACUAACCAUCAAGUCAAAGGUGCCCAGCUAUGGGGAACAGAUAUGUAUACGAAUGAUUCAGAUCUAGUUGCCGUUCUCAUGCACACUGGUUAUUGCUGCCCAACAUCAUCCCCUCCCCCACCUACCAUUCAAGAGUUAUGGGUAACAGUUCGAAUUCUGCCACCACAGGAUGGCUAUGCUUCAACAUUAAGAAAUAAUGUCCGUUCACGUGCCUGGGGGGCUGGAAUUGGCUGUAGUUUCCAUGUAGAAAGAUGCUGCAUUGUGAAGAAAGGUGGUGGGACAAUCGAUCUGGAGCCUUGUCUUACCCAUACAUCGGCAGUGGAACCAACUCUUGCUCCUGUAUCUGUUGAACGCACCAUGACAACAAGAUCUGCAGCUUCGAAUGCAUUGCGUCAGCAAAGGUUUGCCCGUGAAGUCACAGUUCAGUACAAUCUCUGCAAUGAGCCAUGGCUGAAAUACAGUAUUAAUGUAGUUGCUGAUAAGGGACUAAAGAAGCCUCUCUAUACUUCAGCGCGACUGAAGAAGGGCGAAGUUCUAUAUCUGGAAACACAUUUUAGUAGGUGACUGCUUGUAAUACUGGGAGUUUGAAGCAGCUGGAACUAACUAAUGGAAAUCACUACGAAGUUUCACUCAGUAAUUAUGAUAAAGGAUUCUGGUCAAGUUGAAUUAUAAAAGGUGAUACCAAUUUAUAAGUUUUAGAUGCAAUUGCUAUCAAUGGCAUAGUUGUCAGGCACAAGGUGACGUAUCAAGGUCAUCUUGAUAUUAUAAUACUUACAAUGCAAACUAUGGGUGUUCAUGCCUAUAACUCACUUUGAGGAGAAUUUCUAGCAGGCAGACAACUCUCUCUUCUUUAUUUCAUUUAUACAGGGAUUACCAUACCUUAUUUUUUUUCUAUUUGAAAUACAAUUCUGGUGGUUUAAGAUUUGUCUAAGAAGUCCUUAUGUUUGUUGAGGGUGUUCCUUAAGUUGUUAGAGGUGAGGAUGCCUGAUGCAACUUACUGAUAUUACAUUUUCUUAGAGCUGUUUGGGUUGGAUGAUUAACUAUAACUACAUAUUGAUGCAAUAGAUAAUGUAUGCCAUGGUUUUGAAGAUCUAAUAUUGUUCAGGGAGCAAGUUUGUGCUUAAGAGGUUCCUAAAAGAAGGAUUGAAAAGAUUCAAAACAAGGAUUGGGAGUGAUGAUCUGAAACUGCGGGGAGGUAGAGGAGUAGGGGCAACCCAAUUGGUUGGGCAUUCCAUCCUUUGGUUGUUGGAUAAGAGGGACUUGAGGCUUUUGAGAACUGGUGUUCUCAUUAUUCCUGUUAACAUAUUUGUUGGUCAAGGAACUAUGCUAUUCACCAAUGUAUUUUAAUAAAAAAGUUGUUGAAUGUUUA